This is a messenger RNA of Punica granatum (pomegranate), 978 nucleotides long. The record is from RefSeq and is a predicted model, not a curated record. NCBI's taxonomy places the organism in Eukaryota, Viridiplantae, Streptophyta, Magnoliopsida, Myrtales, Lythraceae.
CCGGGCUGUUGCUACACCGGGACCACUUAUCAACCUAGAGCUCGAUCCACAGUACGCCUACGCCCUUAGUAUAAAUUAGGAAGGUGGUGCGCUCUGCAGCCAUCACCACCAAUCUCCUUCAUUGGUCCUCGUGAUCUCCGCCGUCUCUGUCCUGUGGGCUGUUUGAUUGGGUCACGAAAACCCUAAAGCCCGCAGAAACCCGGAGCCGAGUUUUUCUCCCAUCUGACCGUGACCGACUCCUCCGCUCCGGUCAAUCAGUUUUUAAAAGAUGUCGAGUGCCAUCCUUUCCUCCCCUUCUGUCUUCAAAGUCACUCCACAGAACCGACUCACCAGCGCAAUCAUCAAGGUGCCUUCUUCUCUUGGAUCCUUAAAGAGCAUUUCCAAACCGCUCGGACUCAAGUCCUCACAGCGCUUCAGAGCAUCGAUGGCGGUGUACAAGAUCAAGCUCAUUGGGCCUGAUGGGGAGGAGAAAGAGUUUGACGCCCCUGAUGACACAUACAUCCUUGAGUCGGCUGAGAAUGCUGGGAUUGAGCUGCCUUACUCCUGCAGGGCGGGGGCAUGCUCCACCUGCGCAGGGAAGUUGGCCUCAGGCUCGGUGGACCAGUCCGAUGGGUCCUUCCUUGAUGAGAAUCAGAUGAGCGCAGGCUACUUGCUGACCUGUAUCUCUUACCCGACCGAGGACUGCGUGAUCCACACCCACAAGGAAACCGAUCUCUACUAAUUCUUUCGUGGUCUCAUUAGAUGAGCGCUUGUAGUCCAGUUUCGAACGUUGAAUCAGUGUCUUGAGUCGUUCUUGCGUAGUGCGCAUCUUCUGAAUGCUUUGCUGCUAGUGCUGCUUGUAGGAGAUCAUCUCGGUUUAAGUGGACAAAUUCUAUUGCAUUCAGAAGUGAAUGACGGAGCAAAGAAAUAAAAUGUUUGCGUACGAUGCUGUCUGAAUGCUUUAAUCAGUGAUUGAGAUUAUGUUUCUCCCUUUUGGUA